UGGAGAGGGAGGUACGAGAGCGCUUGCCUUGGGAAGCUGCUUCUCUCUUUGGAUGUGUGGUGGCGAUGCUGAGAAGUACCGAUCUCUCACAAAGUGGGGAGAGAAAGCAGAGACUGUGACGCAUGUGGGAUUUUGCAAACGCUGAGGAUGUACAAGCCUGCGUGUCGCUGCUAAACCAGCACUGCCAGUCGACAGCGAGCUGCCGAGACGGAGAGGACGACUCCGACUCCUCAGACUAUCCAAAACACAUCGGGGCAUUGUGAGAGGAAGGGAUCUCCCCAACGGAAAAUGAGCAGAGUGGAGGAAUGGUUGCUGGAGAACAAAAAUAAGAUAGAGAAGGGAGUGGAGAUGAUUGGAGAAGGGUGCGAGGUGUUGGCCACCAGUGUGGGGAAGUUCCACCCCUUCCUGGAAGCCGUGUUUAUGGCCACUGCCCAGCUGCUCCGUGACCCGGGGAGCACAGAGAGCCGGUACCUGACCGAACAGUUCCAGAAGCUGGACCGGAAGCUGGCGACUGUGAAGGACGAGGUUGACAGCAUCGCUAGAGAGUUACAGCGCACCUCCAUGAACAAACAAAACUUUGACUGCGAGGCCCAGAUCAUCAGCCAGUAUGAGAAGUUCCAGGACUUUCUCAGCGCUCAGCCAGAUUUCAGGGAGAAGAAGAAGGAGAAGUUCCUCAGCCACUUCGAGUGCACAGGCGGUGACCUGAACCUGGACACCCUGUACAACGCAAUCACCAGCACCGAAAGGGAGCCCAUUUUGGAGACCGUCCUCGAAACCGAGCAGAAGAGCCGCAGGGCCGUGGAGGCGUUCUGCUCAGCGCUGAAGAAGCUCUUCGUGAUGGGCAUCAUAGCCAUCAUGGGCCAAGCUGCCCUGGAGCAGGGGCUGAGGAGGGAGGCCCCGGUGGAAGGGACCCUGGCUGGGGAUGCCCUUGUGGAAGAGGCCCUGGUGAACAAGUGGAAAGAAAGAAUGGAGGAUGUCGAGAGGCGCAUGAAGGCUGCCGUAGAUUACUGCACGGAGAACUUUGCCUCUCAAGCCAAGGACGACAUGGAGCGCCAGCUUUUGGAGAAAGAGGACAGUGACGGUGAGCAGUUCAUUGAGCCCCUCCUGACCUUUCUGUCCACAAAGUAUGACUGGGUCUCCUGGUCCAUCAGAGUUGUCAGUCACAGUGGGCUGCGUCUGUGGAACCGACUGGCUGGAAAGGAAUACCACGGCAGCAAUGGAAGCGGCAACGUUUUUGAAGUCCCAACCAAGGGCAAAAUCACGGUAUUCGUCUCCUUCAGCGUGCAGCCCACACCCAUCGACAAGGAGCUCAUCAAGGAGCAGAUCGAGAGUCAGCAGCUGAGAGGGAAAAUGUCAGACGUGGCCCUGACGCUCGGCGGCGGUCUGCCCAACUGCGCCGUCUACACCAUCAGCCGCUACAAGGACGUGAGAGAGUCAAACACCUUUCCGGAAGGCUGCUACUACUUUGCAGAACACAGGAGAGCGUACGUGUGCGUUCACUCCAAAUAGGCAGCGUUUCCCCUCCGUGAUCCACAUCCUGGACGUUUGCACACUUCAAUAUCAGACUGGAUAAUACAAAAUAUGAAAAGACAUAUGUGAUGGAAAUGGUGACAUGGACAGCAUACGAUACACAGGACAGUUUGUGCAAACGCAGCGCUUUAAAUCAAUGCAAUCGCAGUUAAUGGAACCCGCUUUAAAUUAUUCUGCAUACUGUGUUUGCUGGUAGUAAAUCUGAAGUAUAUUUUAAAAGUGUACUUACAGGCUUGAUGCUAGAAAUGUAAAAAAAAAAAAUGAAAAAAAACAAAUUCUUCUGAGAAUGAAAUUUACUAUUAAUACUCCGUUCGUCUUAAUACGCGUCCAUGGCUCGGCUUCAUUAUUUAGCUGUUUUAGAUGUAAUGAUUGAAAAUAAUGCAAAAAAA
This is a messenger RNA of Scleropages formosus (Asian bonytongue), 1919 nucleotides long. Its product is annotated as protein rapunzel-like. Bases 289 to 1509 code for a protein of 406 amino acids. The transcript has 3 exons. NCBI's taxonomy places the organism in Eukaryota, Metazoa, Chordata, Actinopteri, Osteoglossiformes, Osteoglossidae. The record is from RefSeq and is a predicted model, not a curated record.